Lemur catta (Ring-tailed lemur) is the source of this 2785-nucleotide messenger RNA. It is a transcript of the gene OTX1, whose product is annotated as orthodenticle homeobox 1. The coding region runs from base 249 to 1316 and encodes 355 amino acids. The record is from RefSeq and is a predicted model, not a curated record. Gene Ontology annotation, molecular function: DNA-binding transcription factor activity, RNA polymerase II-specific; RNA polymerase II cis-regulatory region sequence-specific DNA binding. Gene Ontology annotation, biological process: multicellular organism development; regulation of transcription by RNA polymerase II. The transcript has 5 exons. Gene Ontology annotation, cellular component: nucleus. NCBI's taxonomy places the organism in Eukaryota, Metazoa, Chordata, Mammalia, Primates, Lemuridae.
GAUCAAUCUUCAUCAGGCUACAUUUCCAAUCACCUAAACAACCGAGCAAGACAAGCCACUCCGACAAGGUUGGCUGCCCGGCGGGGCUCUGUGGGGGCUCAAGGUAGAUGGUGAGCGGCUCUGGCAGCUGAGGGCAGGCCAGGCCCCCAGAGGCAACAGAACUUGAAGGACCGCGCGGUGGGAGCCCUGCACCGCUCCUGGCCCCAGGCCCCCUGGAUCCGUCGGGGCGCCUCCACCCAGCUGUUAGCAUGAUGUCUUACCUCAAACAACCCCCAUACGGCAUGAACGGGCUGGGCCUGGCCGGGCCCGCCAUGGACCUCCUGCACCCCUCCGUGGGCUAUCCGGCUACCCCGCGGAAGCAGCGGCGGGAGCGCACCACCUUCACGCGCUCGCAGCUGGACGUGCUGGAGGCGCUCUUUGCCAAGACUCGCUACCCUGACAUCUUUAUGCGCGAGGAGGUGGCGCUUAAGAUCAACCUGCCAGAGUCCAGAGUCCAGGUCUGGUUCAAGAAUCGCCGGGCCAAAUGCCGCCAACAGCAGCAGAGCGGGAGCGGAACCAAGAGCCGCCCGGCCAAGAAGAAGUCGUCUCCCGUGCGGGAGAGCUCGGGCUCCGAAAGCAGCGGCCAAUUCACGCCGCCAGCUGUGUCCAGCUCCGCCUCGUCCUCUAGCUCGGUGUCCAGCUCCUCAGCCAAUCCAGCGGCUGCGGCCGCUGCAGGCCUAGGCGGGAACCCGGCGGUGGCAGCCGCGUCGUCUCUGAGUACACCGGCUGCCUCAUCCAUCUGGAGCCCUGCCUCCAUCUCGCCAGGCUCCGCGCCCGCUUCGGUGUCAGUACCCGAGCCACUGGCCGCCCCGAGCAACGCCUCGUGUAUGCAGCGCUCGGUAGCUGCAGGCGCCGCCACAGCGGCAGCCUCCUACCCCAUGUCCUACGGCCAGGGUGGCAGCUAUGGCCAGGGCUACCCCACGCCCUCCUCUUCCUACUUUGGCGGAGUGGACUGCAGUUCAUACCUAGCGCCCAUGCACUCGCAUCACCACCCGCACCAGCUCAGUCCUAUGGCACCCUCCUCCAUGGCAGGCCACCAUCACCACCACCCCCACGCGCACCACCCGUUGAGCCAGUCCUCAGGCCACCACCACCACCAUCACCACCACCACCACCAAGGCUACGGUGGCUCGGGGCUUGCGUUCAAUUCUGCCGACUGCUUGGAUUACAAGGAGCCGGGCGCAGCCACUGCUUCCUCCGCCUGGAAACUCAACUUCAACUCCCCCGACUGUCUGGACUAUAAGGACCAAGCCUCAUGGCGGUUCCAGGUUUUGUGAGCCCAGGAGUGAAAGAGAAGAAACUCAACUACCUGCGCCCUCUCUGGUCCCCAUCCUGUUGCUGCUGCUGCACCGCCCGCCUUUGCCUCGGCUUCUCCAAAACUGAAUUUUCACACCCCCAAAAGAUGCCCAUUACCUGCACUGCCGCCCCCAUUUUUGUGCCACUUGCUUGGGGGAAUGUGCAAACCCUCCUACUCCUUGGAUGGGGGUCCCGGUGCUUUGGCUUGGCCCACACAUUCUAUACAGGAGAGCUGUGUGUUCUUCUCCCAAACCCCACCAAACUUCUAAGUCACCCCGGUCUUUCAGGACAGCUAUUAUGCACUUGCAGCCUUCGGAGGCUCUUUGCUCUGACCCGCUGUUUGAGCCCAACACUUUUAUUUAUUCUUUCUGGACACUGGAGUCACUAACUGACGCGUUUCUGCCUAUUGGAGUGCAGCCCCACACAACUCCAAAUCAAAACAACCACUAAGUGUUUGUCCCGCACGGACUGCCGCCCCUUCAGCUGCCCUCGAUCCCGCUCCACGCUUGCAGGCCAGAGUUUCCCGGCGUUCUUUCAUCCCCAGAGGAGUGCGCUGGGGCGGGGUCCGCAGGAGGAUCGCGCCCCCAGCCUCCCGCGCACAGAGUCGCGUCCUGUCCUACCCUGCGCUGGACUGGUUCAAGCUUCCGCCUCGGCGGGAAUGCUGUACAUAGUCAGGUCCGUUCGAAGGACCUCUUAAACUUUUUAGUUGCUGUUGGUUGAACUGAACAUAUCUCGUCUUAGCUCCCAGGAAACAGAACUUUAAGAUAUAUACAGCACAUAUAUAUAUAUACACAUAUAUAUAAAACAAAAGCAAAAAAUAUUUCCCCUUUGUUCCCCUUCCUCUCUUCCUCAAACGAUGGCGCUUUUUCUUUUUCAGUUGUUGCAAAGCUGUCCUGCCCUCUUCACAUCGCCCUCUGUGUAUUUAUUAAAGAGAACCGCUUCAUUCCAGGAAGCUGGGCGCGGAGGACCAGGAGUGUGGAGGAAACCGCCAAGUCAGGGUGCAGAGGUGGGGUUAGGCUGGACAGGGGCGCAGGACUGAGCCCCUCACCCCGUCUAAGCAGAGGGUCACAGUUCCGGUUUAGAGACCAAAAAACAAAACAAAACAAAACAAACCCCCAAAAACAAAAAACGGUUCAAAAUACAGCAUUACGGAAAAACAAACCCAGGCCCAAAACCUCAGUUCCAAUUCCUCUGUCGACUUUUCUCUCUUUAAACAUCCUUGUUUUGUCUAGUGAGUUUUUAGUGCACCUUCAUUCUCCGAAAUCUGCGGAGAGCCCGCGCGCCUGUGUAUCAAUUUUGGCUUUGGCCGCUUCGUCCAGUAGGUGGGAAAGUAAUUUGUAAAUUUGAUUUGUCUGAUGUGAAGAUCACAAAUUACUUGUUGAAAUGUAUGGCAGUCCCCCUCCUCCUCUUUAUCUACAUUAUUUCCCGAAAAUAAAUGCAAAUUAAUGAA